AUGGGAGCGUAUUUUAAUCUAGGCCGCAAUCAGUAUCUUGUUUUUGGUUUCCUCUGUGGGUUUUUGUUUAGCUACUAUUCGCCACAGGACCGCACCGAGUAUGUCACAGAGUGCCGAGAUGUUACGGAACAUGCCAACAACCUGCACAGCUUCGAACACGGCGGCGGCGGCGAGUUUGAACCGCUUCUAAACCUUGAACAAAAACCCAUGAUAGCCAAGAAGGUGGUGAAGAAUAUCGUACGGCCAAGGUACUAUUACACGGAGCUGGGUAUCCGCGAGAAACUGUUCGUCGGCGUGCUAACCAGCACGGAAAACAUCGAGAGCCUGGCGACUGCCAUUAACCGAACGACCGCUCAUCUAGUGAACAAGAUCAAGUUCUUCAUUCACGCUGACAACGUGAAGGCAAACUUUCAUUUGAAAAAUAUAGUAGGCUUCACGGACACGAGAGAAAACCUUCGACCGUUCCAUAUGCUCAAGUUUCUGGCAGAUAACUAUUUGGAUGAGUAUGACUACUUUCUGCUUGUAACCGAUACAACCUACGUUAACGCCCGCACACUACGCAGUCAACUGGAGCACCUAAGCAUCACGAUGGAUGUGUACAUGGGCAGUGCGCAGACCGAUCCUCGGUUCGGCAAAAGGGACGACAAUGGCGGUGAGGAAAACCGAACCUACUGCGAUCUGCACACUGGCAUCUUACUCAGCAAUGGUGUGAUUCGGAAAAUUCGCGCCAAUCUCGAUUGGUGUGUCCGUAAUUCAUACUCUAACGACCACAGUGCCAACAUCGGGAAGUGUGUAAAAUAUUCUGCCAAGAUUGAUGCUUGCCGCGAAAGCUGGCAGGGAAUUACCAUGAACAGUUAUCGGUUGAAUAGCUUCAAACUCUACCGCGACUUUCAUCUGAUUGCCAAGGACGCUUCAUUCAACACGGCCUCGACCGUGUUCCCCAUUACAACGGCGGACGAUUUCUACCUACUGCACACCUACUUCUCGCGCAUCCAUCUGGAGAGUAAUAACGCAAUGAAAAGGGAUCUGCAGAAGGAGGCGAUGCACAUUUCAGGCGGUGCGCUUGUGAACGAUAUCCUCGAGGUGCGGUGGCCUUUGGGUGUACCGAAGACAAACCCUCCCGAUUCGCGCCACGAUGUCAUUCCGUGGACGGCCCUUAAUCUAACCCAUUCGUUCAUGUGGAACUCCGAGGUGAACGUACGGCGGCUUUCGGCGAUCGACGAAGAAGACAUUCGCAACGUGCUGAACAAAACCAUCAUGGAGGCGACGCGAAACGAUCCGAGCAUCGAGUACCGAGGCAUUAGCUCCGCUUACAAGCGAUUCGAUGCGGUACGUGGCAUGGACUAUCGGAUAAUGCUGACGUUCUAUGACCGCAAGCAGAAGCGGCUGGUAUCGAGAAGCUUCGAGGCGAUCAAACCGAUUAGUUUGAUCGAAAUCGUUCCAUCGCCAUACGUCACCGAGAGCACACGGGUCGCUAUUUUGCUGCCAACAUUCGAGCACCAGGUGCAGGAGGCGGAGCAAUUCCUAGAGAGCUACGAAAAAACGUGCAUGGACAGCCAGGACAACACGUUUCUGAUGCUCAUAUUUUUUUAUCAGGCCGAAACCCCGAGCAAGGGAAACGAGGAUGUGUUUCUGCCGAUGAAGAAUAUUGCCCUCGCCCUGACGGAGAAGCACAAGCAGGACGGUUCCAGGGUCGCUUGGGUAUCUAUCCGUUUGCCACCGGAAGUAAGCACAAAGUUCGAUGACAAUCAGCGUUAUCAUAGUUCACUGUACGGGUCGGCCGGCCGCAUGGUUUUCGCGGCGGUGGAUCUGGCGUUACGAAAAAUUGGUCUAGAGAGUCUGGUCAUGGUGUACUCCAACGCUGCCACGUUUCGGCCGGAUUUCCUAAACCGCGUCCGAAUGAACACGAUUCAAGGCUUUCAGGUGUUCAGCCCGAUCGGCUUCAUGAUGUAUCCCUGCGAGUGGACCCGGCUGUGCAAGCUGUGUGAAAACUGUGACGUCGGGCAAAGUAUCGGGUACUUCGAUCGGUCCAAUUACGACGUCGUUUCUUUUUACAGCAACGAUUAUGUGGCCUCAAGGAAAGAGAUGGAAAGUGUCCUCCCUAUUGUGCGGACCGAUCGUGAUAUUAUCAACCUGUUAGACCUUAAUACGACCAAAACCGACAGCAGGGGAACGAUUGCGAACAUUGUGGAGCUGUUCACACGUGCUGGUAGUAAAAUACACGUACUGCGUGCAAUCGACCCCAACCUUCGGUUCGGCAACAGUAUGAACAAUUUUCUCGCUAAUGAUCCGUACGCGGAGCGGAUUUCUAAACUACGCUGUACGGCAAACGAUAAGCAACAGUGUGUUCGUAUUGCUUCGAAGAAGCAAAUAGGCGAUCUGCUUAUGCAAUAUAGUAUGCACCACGAAGAGCAGACGGCACGAUAAACGGGAUAACUGGGAGAUAGAAAUAAUCAUAACCCAACAUAUGACCGCAUUAGCUUGCAUCGUGCAAUGUGCCAUUGAUUUAGAUAGCCUACUUUAAGUAAUUACGAUAAGAUUUAUAUCUCACGGACAAAAUUUGGCACAG
Anopheles cruzii is the source of this 2569-nucleotide messenger RNA. RefSeq names its product chondroitin sulfate synthase 2 (gene Chpf). Gene Ontology annotation, cellular component: Golgi cisterna membrane. Gene Ontology annotation, molecular function: glucuronosyl-N-acetylgalactosaminyl-proteoglycan 4-beta-N-acetylgalactosaminyltransferase activity. The transcript has a single exon. The record is from RefSeq and is a predicted model, not a curated record. The coding region runs from base 1 to 2427 and encodes 808 amino acids. NCBI's taxonomy places the organism in Eukaryota, Metazoa, Arthropoda, Insecta, Diptera, Culicidae.